This is a messenger RNA of Trematomus bernacchii (emerald rockcod), 2910 nucleotides long. Its product is annotated as calcium release-activated calcium channel protein 1-like. Gene Ontology annotation, cellular component: membrane. Bases 236 to 895 code for a protein of 219 amino acids. Lineage: Eukaryota; Metazoa; Chordata; Actinopteri; Perciformes; Nototheniidae. Gene Ontology annotation, molecular function: store-operated calcium channel activity. The record is from RefSeq and is a predicted model, not a curated record. The transcript is spliced from 2 exons. Gene Ontology annotation, biological process: store-operated calcium entry.
UGGGUAUCUUGUGUUUCCUGAUAGACCCUGACAGUCGGUCAGCUGUUGCAGGAAAGUUUUGACAUAGUUUGAUAGCUUUCUGUACUAUCUAGUGUUUAUUAGAUGUUUUACCUCAUCUGAAGCAAAUUCCCAGCGUGUGCUUUUCGUCGGUGUACUUCAUCGACUUCCAUCCAGUAAAUCACUUCGGUUGAUAUCUUUAAUUUGUAAAAGUUCACCGGGGAAGUAACUUUUCGGAAUGAGUUUGAACGAGCACUCCUUGCAGGCUCUGUCAUGGAGAAAACUGUACUUGAGUCGAGCAAAGUUAAAAGCCACGAGUCGCACUUCUGCUCUUUUGUCCGGAUUCGCAAUGGUUGCCAUGGUGGAGGUACAGCUGGAGCGGGAUUAUAAGUACCCCCCCGGGCUGCUGAUAGCCUUCAGUGCCUGCACCACAGUCCUGGUUGCAGUCCACCUCUUCGCCCUCAUGGUCAGCACUUGCAUCCUCCCGAAUCUCGAGGCUGUCAGCAAUGUUCACAACCUCAACUCCGUCCACGAGUCUCCCCACGAGCGCAUGCAUCGCCACAUAGAGUUGGCCUGGGCUUUCUCCACAGUCAUCGGCACCCUCCUCUUCCUCACAGAGGUGAUGCUCUUGUGCUGGGUGAAGUUCUUACCCCUCAGAAGCGUCGACGAGAAGAACAGCACUAUAAGUUCAGGGCAGGCUGCAGCCAUCGCUUCCACCUGCAUCAUGGUGCCGUUUGGACUCGUUUUUAUCAUGUUCGCCGUCCACUUUUACCGCACUCUGGUCAGUCACAAAACGGACCGGCAGAUCAAAGAGCUGGAGCAGGUCAUCCAGCUCCAGACUCAGCUGGACCAUCGGGGUGAGAACGACGAGCUGAAGGCCACUAUCCACUAUCCUUGAUUAUAGCCGCUAAGCACGCUACAGCAGCAGACAUUCAACAAUGCCUUUUAUUGUGAAAUAAUCUUAUAAAAGCUUUAUUUGUUAUGUAUAACUGUGCACAAAUGCUUUUUUGUGUUCACAAACCAUUGAGCAUUUCAGGGUGAAGUAUCUUGCCCAAAGACGCUCUGACAUGUUGACAGCAGGGAAUGGGAUCAAACCUCUUGAACCUUGCAACUUUUCUUUCAAUAUUCAUGUAAAACAUAAAAAGCCUUUGUUGAAGCCUGGUAUAAAAUGAUAGUCCUGCUCCUUUCAAUGGUCUAUUUGAGCUGCCACGGUUUAAUCUGUGCUGCUGCGGGUAGACACACUGAGUGACUCACCACCACUGCUGCAUGCACCUGUGGCCUUUAUAUUGUCCCAUGGUGGGUUGCAUUGAUUUCACAUGUUCUCACAUUUGUCUGGCUUUAAAUUAGGCUUUGUAGAGAGCAUUACCAGACCUUUAUUUUCAAUGCAGACGUUCAAAAUCAAGGUUUGAGUUAUCUGACUGAAAUAUCAGUUUGAUUUGAAUCACUGUAUACAUGCUUUAAAACCGAAAUUAUGGAACAACUUGCAUGUUUUAAAACGUUUUUUUAUAUACAAACAUUCAUACUCAUUGAACUAAUUGGUUGUUUAAUGAGUAAGAAUGUAAUCAUAGCAUAAGAAUCGUGUGGGAACUUUACUACAUGUUUUAGUCUUGAACAAUGUACAUUGUGUACAUUUGCUAAACUAGCUUCGAAAAUCAGUUUGCAUUGGAGUCUUAAGAUUUGAGCAAAUAGCAGUUUAGAUCUUUUACAAAACAAAUAGUUACUGUAUAAAUCAACCCAACAGUAUGUGUGUGUAAUCUGAGCCAAAAUUCCACUUCUGAAUAAAGGGUGUUAUUGCAGUACACAUAUGUCUAUAGCACGGGUUCAGUGACAAUCCAAAACGGUUUAUUGAAUAAAACCAGCAUUCUUAAUUUGUACCCUUGUAGAAUAAAUGUAGGGGACAAAAUAUGAUGAGUUUUCUUGAUUUCCUGCUGCUUUUGCGAACAUACUGUUAUCCAUAAAUGGUAACUAGCUUUAAAAGUAUUGUUGAAUGUAUUGUUACAAAGCAUGCACAUAUUGGAACUGUUGUUUUAGAGUUUGUAUGUUUUUUACUUUUCAUAGUUUACAAGCUUGAGUGUGUUCGUUCGUUGUUUAGGUUACAGAUUGUGUGAAUUAGCGUGUGGUGUCUUUGUCCUGUGGCACAUUGUUGAAUAGUUUUACAUGGGUUUGACCAUUUUCUAUACUUUUCUUUAUUAUAUCUACUGUAACGCUGGUACAAAAACACAGUAAGUGCUUAAAUGAAGAAAUAUGCAAAUAUUUGUAGCUGCUGGACGACAAUUCAUUUUUUUCAUAAUACAAUAGUAUUAUGAACAAAAUUAAUUGUCGUCGUCCAGCAGCUAACUGUAAAAUACUGAUAUUAUACCAAGGUAACUCUGGUCAUUGUUGCAAUAUCCGAUUUAUCUAAACGUGGUUUGUGCUGAGUCAUGGUUAUGUUUCUGUAGAUCACUAGCGCCCAAUAUUUGCAUUGAAAUUGUUUCCACCUGAUAAUAAUAUCUUCGUGACACAAACCAGAGAGCUAGAAUCCAAAAGGGGUCAAUCACUAACACACACGUUUAGAAAAAUGGUCGUUACCUUUUUUAAAGAUCACUGUUGAUGUUUAUUUUCACACAAUGAAAUAUAUAAAGAAGGUUUUAUCCAGAUAACCUCACACUCUCUGGACACUUCUGAAAGGAAUUACCACAGAUCAAUGCAAAUGAAGGCAUUUUCUUCUGUGGGUCAUUUUGCUGGUUUAUUUAUUUAAUCCAUAUCAAUGUAUAUAGAGAGGUUCCACUGUUUGUGUCGAUGCACAGCUUUUAAAGGGAUUUUUCUUUCAGCAAAUACUGUAUUGUAAGUUUUGCAUAUAUCUGGUGUUUUAAACUUGAGUCAGAAGGACUUUGUUUUUGUUGCCGGUUCGAGAAUAAAACACAUCUGCGAUAA